Messenger RNA from Galeopterus variegatus (Sunda flying lemur), 1576 nucleotides. It is a transcript of the gene CEACAM16, whose product is annotated as carcinoembryonic antigen-related cell adhesion molecule 16. The coding region runs from base 97 to 1371 and encodes 424 amino acids. Lineage: Eukaryota; Metazoa; Chordata; Mammalia; Dermoptera; Cynocephalidae. The record is from RefSeq and is a predicted model, not a curated record. The transcript has 7 exons.
GUCCAGUGGCAGACGGAGCCAAGCCCCAACCAGGAAGGGCCUCCAAGCAUUGGGACACCUACAGGACCAUCUCCAAGACCCAGCCUGGGAUGAAAGAUGGCUCUGACCGGGUGCAGCUGGCUCCUCCUCAGUGCCACUUUCCUGAAUGCUGGGGCUGAGAUCUCCAUCACCCCGGAGCCUGCCCAGCCAGCCGAGGGGGACAACGUCACGCUGGUCGUCCAUGGGCUUUCGGGGGAACUGCUUGCCUACAACUGGUAUGCGGGGCCCACCCUCAGCCUGACGUACCUGAUGGCCAGCUACAUCGUGAGCACGGGCGACGAGACCCCGGGCCCCACCCACACAGGACGGGAGGCCGUGCGUCCUGACGGCAGCCUGGACAUCCAGGGCGUCCUGCCUGGGCACUCAGGCACCUACAUCUUGCAGACCCUCAAUAGGCAGUUUCAGACUGAGGUGGGCUACGGAUACCUGCAGGUCUAUGAGAUCCUGGCCCAGCCCGUGGUCAUGGCCAACAACACAGAGCUGGUGGAGCGUCGAGACACCUUGCGCCUGAUGUGCAGCAGCCCCAGCCCUGCCGAGGUCCGCUGGUUCUUCAACGGCGAGGCCCUGCCCAUCGCCAUCCGCCUCGGCCUGUCCCCCGAUGGCCGGGUGCUGACUCGGCAUGGCGUCCGCAGGGAGGAGGCUGGAUCCUAUCAGUGUGAGGUGUGGAACCCAAUCAGUGUCAGCCGCAGCAAGCCCACCAACCUGACAGUGUACUUUGGCCCAGAGCGCGUGGCCAUCCUCCAGGAUUCCAUCACCCGCACAGGCUGCACCAUCAAAGUGGAUUUCAACACAUCCCUCACCCUGUGGUGUGUGUCCCGGUCCUGCCCGGAGCCCGAGUACGUGUGGGCCUUCAACGGGAGGGCCCUAAACAAUGGCCAAGACCAUCUCAACAUCACUAGCAUGACAGCAGCCCAGGAGGGCACAUACACAUGCAUUGCCAAGAACACCAAGACCCUGUUGUCCGGAUCUGCCUCAGUGGUGGUCAAGCUCUCUGCGGCAGCAGUCGCCACGAUGAUUGUGCCUGUGCCAACCAAGCCGAUGGAAGGCCAGGACGUGACACUGACCGUACAGGGCUACCCCAAGGAUCUGCUGGUCUAUGCCUGGUACCGUGGGCCUGCCUCCGAACCCAGCCGGCUGCUCAGCCAACUGCCGUCCGGGAACUGGAUCGCAGGCCCCGCGCACACAGGCCGGGAGGUGGGCUUCGCCAACUGCUCGCUGCUGGUGCAGAAGCUGAACCUCACAGACGCUGGCCGCUACACGCUCAAGACAGUCACUCUGCAGGGCAAGACUGAGACCCUGGAAGUGGAGCUGCAGGUGGCACGCUUGGAGUAGCAUCGUGGCUGUGGAGACCUCCUGAGAGAAGAGCUCUUGCACCGUGCUCCCAUCUGCUCCCUCUAGGUGGAGGACCACUUGCCUCCAGAGAGCGCGGUGCCUGGGGUCCUGCUGUUCUCCUGCUUCCACUCUAGAGUUAGAGCCGAUGGGGCCUUAUUUCUCUGAGCUGUCGGAGAGCCACAGAGGCCAUAAACAUCCUGGUCAA